AUGACAGACGUGAACGAGUGGCAAGUGCUGAAGUUUCAGCCAUGGAAUAGCGCACCUGAUGUAUCUUUCUGGCAAACUUUUGCAUCACUAAAGCUGAAUAAAUUUCAGCUUGACGACCAAGCGCAGGAAAUAACGGGAUAUUUUACUACUGGGAGGUCGGUGGACGUCCCCGCACGUUUCACCGUUGAUGACGCGGCAUUUCAAAGUGCCCAUGGGACCCAAAAAAAAGACACGAGGGAUACGGAUCGUGCUCGAUAUGAAUGGCAAGCUCCUGGACUACUAUUCAACACUAAUACUUUAGAAGUAAUGUUAUGGGUGGCUUUUAAGAAACUGGACAAAACUACGUUACUUCGAAAUGCUGGAGAAAAGAUCUUGGAUCUGAUUCUUAAAAGUGAUGAAGAGAACAUUGCGGUGGACCAUUUGAAUAGCUUCGUGCUCGUGACUUAUGCCGAUUUAAAAAAACACUCGUUCCUGUAUUGGUUCGGAUUUCCGGCGUUGUCCCCACCGACGUCGUUUCAAUAUCGAGUUCCACCUGCAUCAGUAUCCUCGAUUUUGUCCGCCAAGGAACAGGCUCAUGUACUUCGUGGUCUGCUAAAGUUGCGUCGUGUGAGCAGUGAGACAGGUGCAGUGAAAGGCAACUUUGCACCAUUUUUCGUUGUGGAGCGUCUAAAUGGAGGUGCAAACAGCGACCACGUUGUGAGAGUUUUGGAUGUUCACGAGUGGAGGGCACUACAUCACACUCCGGAUGACGUGAAUGAGACAAUCUUUGGUUUUGUUGACCCUUGCCCUCUAAAGACUAAUCCUGGAUGGCCUCUGCGUAACUUCUUGGCGCUGCUUACUGCGUUACCAGCUGAGAAAGCAAAGUGCUCAAGAUCCAUAAAAAUCAUCUCUUUUCGUGAGCAUGUGCAUCAGUUCACUACAGUGCCUAACGACUUUGAAUGGAAAAGGUCGGUGGUAUUUGAGGUGAGAAGCGAUCAGACGUUCAUGGCAAACGGCCGGCUACGGCAAGAUGUGCGCGUUAUAGGUUGGGAAGCCAACGUUCAUGGCAAAAUGGGCCCGCGAGUGAUGAAGCUUGGCGGUAUCUUGGAUCCCAUUCGGCUUGCGGAGACGUCGGUGGACUUGAACUUGAAACUCAUGAGAUGGCGCCAGCUUCCGUCUCUCGACUUAGACCUGCUUGCACGGACUAAGUGUCUGCUACUCGGAGCGGGGACUCUUGGUUGUUAUACGGCUCGAAGCUUGCUUUCGUGGGGUUUUCGCAACAUCACUUUUGUCGACAAUUCCACGGUGAGCCAUUCUAAUCCCGUGCGGCAACCUUUGUUCGAGUUUCAAGACGUUGGAAAGCCUAAAGGCGAGUGCGCAGCAAACGCGUUAAAGCGUAUAUAUCCGCUUGUGAAUUCUCAGGCCUUGAAUCUUACGAUUCCAAUGGCAGGCCACGCAUUAAGCAGUCCACAGUUAAUGGAGGACGCCAAAACAGGUUUAAAGACGCUGGAACAGCUUAUUGAGUCACACGAUGUCGUUUUCUUGGGAACGGAUUCGCGUGAGAGUCGAUGGUUGCCGACCGUGAUCGCCUCGUCUAAGAGGAAGCUCCUUCUGAAUGCAGCACUUGGUUUCGACAGCUAUCUAGUGAUGCGCCAUGGUGUCCACCCUGAGCAGGUAAAUGAUGAUGCAACUAAACCAUCGCUAGGUUGCUACUACUGCAACGAUAUCGUGAGUCCUCGUGACUCACUGAAGGACCGUACGCUCGAUCAAAUGUGCACAGUGACUCGACCAGGACUUGCUCCAAUUGCUGCAGCAACGGCAGUGGAACUACUCGUUGCUGUUUUGCAUUCGCCUCAGAAAAAAUAUGUGGGUGCGGACAAACCAAGCGAUGGUUCGGUCCCGAUGGGCUUUAUUCCGCACCAGCUUCGAGGGUUCUUGAAUGCGUUUCAAACCAUGGUGAUAACAGGCGAAGCGUUUGACAAGUGCAUUGCAUGCAGUUCAAAAGUCCUGAACGCUUAUGCUGCUGAUGGUCUCGGUCUCCUUGAAAAGGCAUGCAAUUCUACUGCGUAUCUCGAAGAGCUUACCGGCUUAAACCAAUUAACAGAAGAGGCAGAUUCACUCAUUAUUGACCUUGAAGACAGCGACGAAGACGGUGAUAUGAUCUAA
Peronospora farinosa is the source of this 2145-nucleotide messenger RNA. Lineage: Eukaryota; Oomycota; Peronosporomycetes; Peronosporales; Peronosporaceae. The record is from the annotation of a GenBank genome assembly.